AUGGUCCUUGGUCACGGUGCUCCCGUGAACCCCAACAGCAUCUAUGUCCCGUUCCCCCCCAACGUUACCAGCGGAGCUGCCUUUUUACUGAAUGCCAUCGCAGUCCCAUCAGCUUUGCGUGCAGCGGGAAGCGUGCAAUCAACAGACCUCUCAUGGUACGACAAUAAAGUACAGAUCGAUAGUCCCGUCACGCUUAACGGUCGACCUGACAUUGGUGAGGGAGAGUAUGUGAGCCAGUAUGGCUAUCGAUACGACGUGGCAGCCAAAGACUUCGGAUUACAGCGCUACACCGGCCUUGUUCUACACGUCGAGGGUUUAUGCACUACGGAAUACGGCUGGCACUCAAACUCGUCUAGCACAGAUGGCAAAGAAUCGUACUGCCUCUGGGGUAAUUGCAGCCUACCAAUCACCAUUCCAGUCUACGAUUCACCCAUACCAGUCGCCGUUUUCAAGACAGAUCUUGCGUCCACAAUCAACAAUCCGGCACAUUUGAACCAUUCGUUCGCCAUGAUUGUCUCUUCGGCUGGACACACGAGCUACUUUGAAGGAAAAGACCCUUUCUAUCUCACUGGACCAAAAUACACAGAGAUUCGGUCAAAUAAGGUAUACCGAGUCAAGAAAGGCCGCCCCAUCCUGUCGUGCUGGCAGUCAGACGCGUGGAGGUACAGAAAUCAGCAAUUCGCAGUCAAAGGUCUAAGCAGCAUCAUCACCGACUUUCCAGAAGCAUUGGGAAACGUUUUGAUAUCUCAUCUAUCUGAGCCCAUGAUGACAAAACUUGGGCUUCAACUGGGUCAGUCGGCGUUAUUUUCGGCCAGAUCAUCGCUUGGAAUCAACUUCUACGCCGCAGGUGCCAGCGUCCAUGCGGAUCUCACUCACCUGAUUCUUGCAUCAUACAUCGCCACAAAGAAUAUUUUGACAGAUACUGCCCUGGUAAGGGGCGAUAACGCUACAGACACGGGAAUUCCAAGUCUUUUGGACGAUGAACAGUUGAAGGAUAUGGCCAUAUUCGUGAUUUACAGCAAGGACAUCAGCGCCCUCUCCCUCGCGGUACUCAUUGCUGUCCCCAUAGUAGUUGCGGUGAUGUUCCUGAUUGCCUACAUCGUAACAUCGCACCCUUGGUUCCCAUGGUACGUUGUGCAAGGCUACCAAGCAACAGCCCUCUACAACCUACUGGACGAGAAGCUCUCCGGUGCAGAACAACCUUCUUCUGAUGAUACCAAAAAGGAGCAGAGCCAUGGUCAUCAUUCAUGGAGGCAUAAUACGAUCGCACGGUUCGAAGGACCUAGGGCUUCGGGCAGACAGGCGUCUAUUGUUCAAGGAGCUGAUGGGCAACCCACCUUGAUUGUAACAGAACGCGCAGAGCGUCCUGAGCCGCGUCAAACGCCUGGUGAAAGGUGA
Molecule: messenger RNA, 1398 nt
Organism: Didymosphaeria variabile
Lineage: Eukaryota; Fungi; Ascomycota; Dothideomycetes; Pleosporales; Didymosphaeriaceae
Exons: 1
Coding region: 1-1398 (465 amino acids)
Source: RefSeq, a predicted model, not a curated record